This is a messenger RNA of Hipposideros armiger (great roundleaf bat), 2641 nucleotides long. It is a transcript of the gene DEMA1, whose product is annotated as chromosome unknown C2orf74 homolog. Bases 1768 to 2340 code for a protein of 190 amino acids. The record is from RefSeq and is a predicted model, not a curated record. The transcript is spliced from 9 exons. NCBI's taxonomy places the organism in Eukaryota, Metazoa, Chordata, Mammalia, Chiroptera, Hipposideridae.
AGCUGAUGGGUCCUGGAAAAAUUGAUUCCACCCUGUUGCAUCAUUUUGUUUGUUUUCCUUCUUCCAAAUGUACUGUGAGAUGUGCUAGUUGCUUUGGAAGCUGAGGCUGAAGCCCAGUCAUGCUAAUCUGCUGAAGGCAAAUUUUAAUAUAAAAACAAACAAAAAAAAUACCUUUCAUCUUCAAUACCUGGAAUUAAUUCUUUAGCCAACCUUUAUUCAUUGAGGAACUAUUAUGAAUCGCACCUUCUCACACCUUUCAGUUAGAAGGCACUGGGAUACCUGGCCAGUCCAAUUCUACUCGGUUAACUUUCCUCUCAUUUAAAGCUGAUCUACUGGAGAAGAGGAUAUGAAGAUAUUACUCCCAUCCUUAUAGGAUUGUUGAGGGAUUAAACGACACAGAUAUAGGACAAUUAGCUCAAUACUUUCUGGCUAGUAGUAAGCCCUUCAUAAAUGUUAACUAUUACUGUUGUUGCAUUGUUAUUUUAAUAUUGAAAGUUGACUUAAAUUCUUUAAGAUGACAGUUUGAUAUCCCUCUUCCUAUAACUUGAGUUGCUAAGACUUAUGUAUAUUUGUGCAUAUUUAAUGCAAGAAAGAAAAGAGGCACCUAAUACUUUGGUGGUUGUUACAGCACCGUUUGUUACUUUACUAUACUAAAUGUCUUGCCUUAUUUAGGCAGAGUCAUCUGCAUUUAUAGAAGGAGCUAGGUAGGAAAACUAUUUCCUGACUUGUGUUGUUUUCAAAGAGGUUUACUGAAGAAGACCAAGUCUUAUAGCAGCCCUCCAGCCAAGGUAUAUGUAUCUUUCCUUGAGAAAAUGCAGCUAGUGUGUCUCUUAUUCCUUGUCUGUGAUAAGGCCAGUCUGAUUAAACUAGAAGGGGUGUAGAAUAGUAGUUGCUAAAUGUAUAUGCCGAGGAUGGUGCAUGAUGUCUUAUAUGCCAUAUCUCCUUUAGUCUCACAAUAACCCCCCCAAAGCAGAUAUUACCCCCAAUUUAUAGGUGGAGAAGGAAGUUCAAAGAAGUAAAGUAACCCACACACUGGGAUUGGAAUCUGGGCCUAGCAGCACAUUCCAGCACCUUCUUGAAACAAUUUUACCUUGGAUUGCCUGAAACAUUUCUCCUGACUCACUGGCAGUUCCUUCAAGCUGAAAACAGAUGGAGUAACUAAGACCCAGAGAUGGCAAUUUGUCUUGUCUAAGGGCAACAGAAAAGAAUGAUCUGAGCAGUGUGCUCUUGAUGACUGUUGCUAUGUUAAACAAGAUCUUGGUCACCACACAGCUGAUCAGAUGAAGAUGUGAAUACAUCUCAGUGUACUCGUAUGUUGAGAUUGGGAAGAAGGCCAAUGACUAGACAAAUGGAUUACAUGUCAGGGCUCUCUAUGUGAAUCAAAGAGGCCUUUGGACAUUGUAAUUUCAGAACAUUCUGCUUUGAGCUGCUGAAACCAUACUGCAAUCAUGGGGAGGAACAAGAGUAAAGGAUAAAGCUGCUACACAGAAAUGGAAGAGGGAAACAAUUUAAUGCAAAUCAGGCUGGUGGUUAACCCUUUGGCUAAACUAACUCAGUUACCUGCAAAUAUGAAAUGGAAAAUUCCAGAAAUAAACAGUUUAUAAGUUUUAAAUUGUGUGCCAUCCUGAGUACUCCACUUCAUCUCCUCAUGUAGAUAUUUUAUCAUCUCACAUCAUCACAAGAAAAAGGAAAACUUAAGGAACAAGAGAUCUACAUUCAAACUGAGCUGGAAAAGAAUAUUUGGACAAACCGUGAUCGUGACAGUGGAUGAAUCUUCUAGCUAACCUUAUGAGCUUUGAAACCAAAGCAAUCACUUUCUCCAUCAUCCUUGUAAUUUGCUUCAUUUGCAUCCUCCUUUUAUUGAUGGUUUUUUUAUAUAAAAGUUUCCAAAGCAAGAAAGAUGAUGAGACAGGAAAAGGUCCUUGUACAGAUGCUAAUAGAGGUGAAGGUUGUUUAGCUGCUAAUGUGGAGAAGAACAAUUCAGGAGACCAAGAAAAGAAAAAGAUUCUCAUAAGGCAAAUCAUGAAGCCUGGCAUUCUUGUCCAGAGACAGAGUAAAGAAAUGGUGGCCACACACUUAGAAAAUAGAGAGGACACAGAGGAGAAAGUGGAGUACAAAAGAAAAGAGAAGCAAGAUUCUGAGAACACUGGAGAAAACGGUCAAGAGAAUGAUGAGUUGCAGAAAUCACACGUAUUUGUCACUGAAACUCCGUCAGUUGUUGAUAGCCACAAAAGACCUUUAAAAGGAGUGACAUUUUCUAGAGAGGUGAUCGUUGUGGAUCUUGGGAAGGAAUACCCUACCCCUCGAAGCUAUACUCGAGAACAUAAAGAGAGAAAAUGAAGCUCAAAAAGGCUGAGUGUGAAAGAAACAUAACCUUAGACUAACAGGGAAAUGACUGGGGGUACAAAAUCAUGUUGAAACAGCAAAAUAAUGGGAAAUUAAGCAAAUACAAAUAGUAUUUUAUCUUUGUGCAGAAAGAAGUGGAAUACAUGCAAAAUUCUGUAAGUAAAAUACCCAGAGGUUGAAUAUAACUUUUUGAAACUCAAAUCUGAGUUCAAGAAAUUGAUUGUAUUACGUGUCCUUAAAACUCAGUUUUCUCAAACACUGUCUAAUGUGAAUAAAGUUAUUUGUGUUAGUGCAA